AUGUCCGCGUUUUCGGAAUACCUGCGUGAACUUUGCUACGGCGGUCAGGAAGCGGGCAGCGCGCGGCGGAGGAGUCUCAGAAAGCGGUCGACAUCGACCAACAAGUCAAUGACUACUGUAAACGGCGGCAGCAAGCCCUCCCCUCCAACCAAACGAAUGGCCGGCCGCCGCAGCUAUGUCGCUGACUGUUCGUACGGAUACGCUCUCUUCGGAGUACUCGACCCGCCCUGGGAGGACCCAGUUGGUCUCCUUUGGCGCCAGCAACUCAAUGAGGCAGGCGCAUCAAAGUCGGCGAAAUCAUGCCAUGCUGGACAAAAUCUGCCCCGGAAAUACUUGUUGGCGAGCGGGCUCGCUGCGUUCUCGCUCCGAGAUUGA
Colletotrichum tamarilloi is the source of this 375-nucleotide messenger RNA. RefSeq lists its product as uncharacterized. The record is from RefSeq and is a predicted model, not a curated record. The transcript has 3 exons. NCBI's taxonomy places the organism in Eukaryota, Fungi, Ascomycota, Sordariomycetes, Glomerellales, Glomerellaceae. The coding region runs from base 1 to 375 and encodes 124 amino acids.